Callorhinchus milii (elephant shark) is the source of this 4698-nucleotide messenger RNA. RefSeq names its product muscle, skeletal, receptor tyrosine kinase. Gene Ontology annotation, cellular component: signaling receptor complex. The transcript has 19 exons. Gene Ontology annotation, biological process: multicellular organism development; positive regulation of kinase activity; protein phosphorylation. Gene Ontology annotation, molecular function: ATP binding; transmembrane receptor protein tyrosine kinase activity; protein binding. The record is from RefSeq and is a predicted model, not a curated record. The coding region runs from base 121 to 3021 and encodes 966 amino acids. NCBI's taxonomy places the organism in Eukaryota, Metazoa, Chordata, Chondrichthyes, Chimaeriformes, Callorhinchidae.
CUACGGCCUCCAUUGGGGUCUGCUAGAGAGGGCUGAGAAGUUAACAUCUACAAACCAUUUUAGUGUAGAAUACAAAGGAAACCCUGGCUUAUUUGUUUGGAAAGUUGGACUAAUCUCACCAUGAGACCUUCCUCAAUUGACAUUCCACUUCUGGUGAUCUUCGUUGCAACAGCCGGGAGCUCUUUUGAUGGGACGCUUCUUAAAGCUCCUCAGAUCACCAGUCCUCUGGAGACAGUGGAUGCACUGGUGGAAGAGGAAGCCACCUUCCUGUGUGCAGUGGAUUCCCAUCCACCAGCUGAGAUCAUUUGGACGCGCAAUAACAUUCCUAUAAGGCCGUUUGACACACGCUACAGCACAACAGAGAAAGGGCAGAUUUUAACCAUUCUCAGUGUUGAAGACACAGACAAUGGUGUGUACUGUUGUACUGCCAACAAUGGUAUCGGGAGCCCUGUGCAAAGCUGCGGGGCUUUACAGGUCAAAAUGAAACCAAAAAUCACUCGACCACCUACUGAUGUGAAAGUGCUGCUGGGUUCAAAGGUUGUGCUACCGUGUGGUACGAUGGGAAAUCCAAAACCAGUGAUUUCAUGGAUCAAGGAUGAGGCUGCACUGAAGGACUAUCUUCGAACCUCCAUAUUGGAGUCUGGAAACUUAAGAAUCCGCAGUGUCCAAAUGGAAGAUGCAGGACAGUACCGCUGUAUGGCCAGAAACAGCCUGGGCUUGGAGUAUUCCAGAUCUGUCACAUUGGAAGUACAGGAUUUUAAUAUGACAAAUGCAACAGAAAGAGAAGGAAGUGAAACUCUGCAGGACAUCAAAGUCCCUGCCAGGAUCGUGAAGGCUCCAAUCUCGUACAAUGUCAGUUUUGGUACCGAGGUGAUUCUUCAUUGCAAAGCCACUGGUUUUCCUAUUCCCACUAUAAAGUGGCUGGAGAAUGGAAAAACAGUGCCUCAGGUAUCAAUACAGAACAGUAUUAAGAGAGAGGUAACAGAAUCCAGACUUCGCAUCUAUGUUACCAGACCUGCACUGUUCACUUGCCUAACAAGCAACAAACAUCGUGACGGAACAUCUACAGCAAAAGCCACUGCAAUGCUUAGCAUCUCAGAAUGGAGGUUGUACAAAGGUGACUCUGGCUAUUGUAGCACAUAUCGAGGUGAAGUGUGCAAAGGGCUUCUGGAAGAAGGCUCACUUGUUUUCUUCAACUCUUCUUAUGCUGACCCGGAGGAGAUGCAGGAGAUGCUGGCUCGCGGAGCCUGGGCAGAGCUGGAUCGAGUGAACUCGCUGUGCAGGCCAGCUGCGGAAUCAUUACUCUGCCGCUUUCUGUACCAGAAAUGCGAUCCCUCUGGAUCAGGGCCUGCUCCUAAGCCUGUGUGCAGAGAGCACUGUCUGGCGGUGAAAGAACUCUAUUGUUACAGAGAAUGGAUGUCCAUGGAGGACAACUUACGCAAUGGACUUUACACUGCAAGUCUGAUCCUGACCUUGCCGGACUGCAAUCGCCUUCCCAGCAUGUACCAGAACCCAGACACGUGCACAAAAAUUUCCUUUCUUGACAUGAAAAAAGAUCUCAUUACCAAAACGUGUUACAGAGACCGAGGGAGAUAUUACCAGGGGUCAGUGAAUGUCACAGUAUCUGGUAUUUCCUGUCAAAAAUGGAGUGAGCAGGCUCCCCAUUUCCAUAGACGUUUGCCAGAAAUAUUUCCAGAACUGACCAAUUCGGAAAACUACUGCCGUAACCCUGGCGGUGAGAGUGAGCGUCCUUGGUGCUACACUAUGGAUCGAUCGAUCAGAUGGGAAUUCUGCAAUGUCCGUCUAUGCACCAAUGGAACCCCAAUAAUAGGUGGGGAGACAAAGGCAGGAACAUCCAACACCCCGAUCCUUAACUCUGCAACCUACUCCAUGACUGUCAUCAUUUUCAUUAUCUCAGGCUUUGCAGUCAUCGUGUUACUGAUAUUCGCAGCUCUAAUGUGCCACCGGCAACAGAAGGAAUGGAAGAAUAGGAAAAGAGGAGCUGAAACACCGACUCUAACAGCUUUUCCUUCAGAAUUGCUGCUCGACAGACUUCAUCCCAACCCAAUGUACCAGAGAUUACCCCUACUUCUAAAUGCUAAACUGCUCGGCCUUGAAUACCCAAGGAAUAACAUUGAGUAUGUGCGAGACAUUGGAGAGGGAGCCUUCGGAAGAGUGUUCCAAGCAAGGGCUCCUCAGCUUCUGCAUUAUGAACCCUACACCAUGGUGGCAGUCAAGAUGCUGAAAGAGGAAGCCUCGCCAGACAUGCAGGCAGACUUCCAGAGAGAAGCAGCCCUAAUGGCAGAGUUUGACCACCCAAACAUUGUCAAAUUGCUAGGAGUGUGUGCUGUUGGGAAACCCAUGUGCUUGCUGUUUGAGUACAUGGCUUUUGGAGACCUGAACGAGUAUUUACGCAGACGAUCCUCUAUGAACAUCCGCACUUUGAGCCAGAUUAGUCUUGCAGGACGGAGCACUGGGUCAGACACUGACUUGUUACCCCUAAGUUGCACUGACCAGCUUAAUGUUGCCAAGCAGAUUGCAGCUGGCAUGGCCUAUCUGUCUGAACGGAAGUUUGUUCAUCGUGACCUGGCUACAAGGAACUGUUUGGUCGGGGAGAAUCUGGUGGUUAAAAUCGCUGACUUUGGACUUUCAAGGAAUAUCUACUCUGCAGACUAUUAUAAAGCAAACGAGAAUGAUGCUAUUCCAAUUCGAUGGAUGCCACCAGAGUCUAUUUUCUUCAAUCGUUAUACUACGGAAUCAGACGUGUGGGCUUAUGGGGUGAUCCUGUGGGAGAUCUUCUCCUACGGCAUGCAGCCUUACUAUGGAAUGGCUCAUGAAGAGGUAAUUUACUACGUCCGAGAUGGAAACAUUCUCACGUGCCCUGAAGUCUGUCCACUGGAGCUUUACAACCUGAUGCGUCUUUGCUGGAGUAAGAUGCCAUCUGACCGGCCAAGCUUUGCAAGCAUCCAUCGCAUUUUGGAGCGCAUCCACGAGCGUAUCACAGCUACGUAUCAAGUGUGAUGCAUCUCCUGCGCUGUCAUAACUCCACAUGAUGAGACAUCUGCCUGCCUGUCCCCCUGCAAUCAUGAUAAUGGUGGCUGGGGCACUGCCGUGUACAGGUCUGAAAUGUUGGACCGGCAGCCUUCGACACACUUGACAUGGCCCAGGGAGGCUGAGACUCUGAGGACAAGCAGUUCAGAAUGAUGGAAACCAAUAGUUAUAUCCACUUUAAGGUCUAUAUUUCAACCAAGGCUGACCUAGGAUACUCAUACAAGAUGAGACAUUGUUCUGAAGGAAAACCAUAUCCAUUGUUUAUAACCCUGGUUAGGGAAUAUGGUAGACAUUUAUUUUUUAAAUGUGUAUAUAGUGAUGUAUUAUUACUAAAAUAAUAUUUUUUAUCACUUACCUGUUUUUUUAAAAAAACAUGCUUCAUCAACAUUGAGAAAUAAGAGUGAAAUAUCUUAACGACUGUAGAGGUGUCUUUCAGCUAGAGGUCUGUAGAAAACAGUGAGCCGUUUGGACAGAGAACAGAUGGGCAGGACCUAUCCAAAUGCAAUAGUGGAGACUCAAUGAUAUGGACUUUGUCAGAUGUUUUACUUUGCUGGAUUGAAACUGCUGGAUAUAAAUUAAACAGAGAUAUUGCAAAAAAUAUUGCACAAGUAUUGCCGACAGAAUAGAUUCCCUAAAGUCAGAUUAACAAAUCUCCACUGUAUGUAUAGCAAGUUCACAGAAAACAAUGGUUUGCUUUCCGUAAAUCAGUAAAAUCCCACAGACUGUCAUCAUCACAUUAUUGAUUCCCUCUUUCAGAAGGCUGCUGAAGUUAAUCGUGUGGGUAUUUUUUUGCCAAAUAAUUUAAAUGGAUUGUGAUUGAAUGGAAAUACUUUAGGAGAGGCAGAAUUUGAGUCUGAAGCAAUGCUGGAAUUUUACUUUGCGUUCUUUUGAGUGGUCAACAGCAGUAGAAGCAGGCCCUAAGAUCUGCUAAUGAUUUUCAGAUUCCAUUCAGACUGAGUCAUAUGUCACGCAAGCCAUUCGCACACCACCAGAAGACUGGGCUCCUUCACCCUUUACAAAGAGUGGUAUUGGAGACCGGAUCCAACAUAAUGUACAUACAUAGAACACAUGCUUUAAUCUUCACCUUCUAUAAAAACUCCACUGUGCUCGAGUCAAACGGGAAAAAGUUCUUUUAGAAACUACUUUUGGAAAUAGCUGGUGAGUGGUCUUUUGAACAAUAAAGUGUUGUCAAUACAAAGACUGUCUUAUACUUCCAGUGAGACAGAGAAAGUCUGUUAUUCUUCAGCCUGUUGAAAGGUUUGCAUUGAUUGCAGCAUUCUUUAUGUUAUAGUUGUGCAGUACAAUUAACAUGAAAGUACUUUUUCACACCAAAAUGCCAAAGACAUACUGGCAAUUGUAAAUCAGCACAGCUGGAUACAGGUUGCAAUGUUCUCGAGAGAUAAUGUGGCUCUAGUCAGCUAGGUUUUCUCUUGGAAAAGUCUAAACCCAGGACUUGUCAGCGACUGAACAUUGAACAACGCCCCAUUAAUUAAAUUGGCAACUAAUUAGUUGUUAGGCAUCUUAGGGUUGAAAUUCCGUGAGCCAAAUAUUGGAAAAGUUUAAUGUUCAUUUGCACUCAAUUAUACUGGGGGAAGUGUAUCUCUUCCGGUAAAUGGGAAGCGGUACAGUCAAUCAUGGUUUGGCAUG